Phalaenopsis equestris is the source of this 1240-nucleotide messenger RNA. RefSeq names its product peroxidase P7-like. Bases 10 to 978 code for a protein of 322 amino acids. Gene Ontology annotation, molecular function: heme binding; peroxidase activity. The record is from RefSeq and is a predicted model, not a curated record. Gene Ontology annotation, biological process: response to oxidative stress; hydrogen peroxide catabolic process. The transcript has 3 exons. Lineage: Eukaryota; Viridiplantae; Streptophyta; Magnoliopsida; Asparagales; Orchidaceae.
UUUGCAAAAAUGUCCUCCCUCCCUUCCAACUUCCUUGUGGUUUUUACAGUGGUUCUUUCUUCCUGUGCUUCGUUAAUGGCGCAGCUCAACCCUCACUACUAUGAUAAGUUGUGCCCGCAAGCACUGCCAACCAUUAAAACGGUGGUCGAGAGAGCCGUUGCUCGCGAGCCGCGCAUGGGGGCCUCUCUUCUUCGUCUUCAUUUUCAUGACUGCUUUGUUAACGGGUGUGAUGGGUCAAUUCUGCUGGACGAUACGGCAACAUUUACUGGAGAGAAAACUGCAGGGCCAAACAAUAAUUCUGUUAGAGGUUUUGAUGUUGUUGAUCAGAUCAAAGCUGCUGUUGAUAAAGCUUGUCAUGGCAGCAUCGUCUCAUGCGCAGAUAUAUUAGCCGUUGCUGCUCAUGACUCCGUUGUUGCUCUAGGUGGGCAACCAUAUAACGUUCAAGUAGGGAGAAGGGACGCCCUAACGGCUAGUAGAGCAACGGCUAACAAAAACAUUCCCUCUCCUUUUUCAAAUUUUCAAACUCUUCUCUCCAGCUUCCAAUCCCACGGCCUCACUCUCAAAGACCUCAUUCUCCUCUCAGCCUCCCACACCAUUGGCUUCGCGAGAUGCACCACCUUCCGAAGCCGAAUAUACAACGAGACGAAAGCCAUUGAUGCGAGCUUCGCCGCCUCCGUUCGAGCUAGAUGCCCUCCGUCCGGCGGCGACAAUAACCUCUUGCCCUUAGAUCCGUCGGCGAAGGCCUUCGAUACGGCGUAUUUGAAGGAUUUGAUUAACAAGAAAGGGCUUCUUCACUCUGAUCAGCAGCUGUUUAAGGGAGAUGGAAGUUUAGGGGAUGAGUUUGUGAAGUAUUACAGUGAGCAUGGUGUGGAAUUUUGGAGAGAUUUUGGUGUUUCGAUGCUGAGGAUGGGGAGCAUAAGUCCUCUGACAGGGAGAAAUGGAGAGAUAAGGAAGAAUUGCAGAAAGGUGAAUUCUUAAGGGAUUUUUGGGGUUUUAGGAUUGGUGAACUUUGGUUAUCAUUGAGGAAUUUGACUAGGAUUCUAAGAUGUUGUUAAACUAACUCAUAAAGUAAGAGUUUUAGGUCUUUAUGGUUUUUGUUGGUUGAGAAAUCAGUGAAGUGCAAUUUGUUUUAUCUUUAUUUGUUUAGUUUGGAAUUUGGGUAGCACUAUGGUUAGUGUAUUUUAAGGGCAUGUUUAGCUUAAUUAGGAUUUAGAAGAUCCUUAAAGGAUUUGGGGGAUGU